Molecule: messenger RNA, 2073 nt
Organism: Rhagoletis zephyria (snowberry fruit fly)
Lineage: Eukaryota; Metazoa; Arthropoda; Insecta; Diptera; Tephritidae
Source: RefSeq, a predicted model, not a curated record
AUGGCCUACACCCCGGUGGGGCGGUCCUUCUUCAGCAGCCCCGAGGGCUACUACCACCCGCUGGGCGGAGGGCGCGAGGUCUGGUUCGGCUUCCACCAGUCGGUCCGGCCGUCGCAGUGGAAGAUGACGCUGAACAUUGACGUCAGCGCCACCGCCUUCUACAAGGCGCAGCCAGUGGUGGACUUCAUGUGCGAGGUGCUGGACAUUCGCGACGUGAAUGAGCAGCGCAAGCCGCUGACCGACUCGCAGCGCGUCAAGUUCACCAAGGAGAUCAAGGGCCUGAAGAUUGAGAUCACGCACUGCGGGUCGAUGCGCCGCAAGUACCGCGUCUGCAAUGUCACCCGCCGCCCGGCGCAGCUGCAGUCCUUUCCGCUGCAGCUGGAGAACGGGCAGACGGUGGAGUGCACCGUGGCGAAGUACUUUCUCGACAAGUAUAAGAUGAAGCUCAGAUAUCCGCACUUUCCCUGUCUUCAGGUGGGCCAGGAGCACAAGCACACCUACCUCCCGCUGGAGGUGUGCAACAUCGUCGCCGGCCAGCGCUGCAUCAAGAAGCUGACCGACAUGCAGACCUCGACGAUGAUCAAGGCGACGGCUCGCUCCGCGCCGGACCGCGAACGGGAGAUCAACAACCUGGUGAACAAGGCGGACUUCAACACCGACCCGUACGUGAAGGAGUUCGGCCUCAGCAUCAGCCACGUCAUGAUGGAGGUGAAGGGGAGGGUGCUGCCGCCGCCCAAGCUUCAGUACGGCGGCCGGACGAAGCAGCAGGCGAUGCCGAUCCAGGGCGUCUGGGACAUGCGCGGCAAGCAGUUCCACACCGGCGUGGAGAUUCGCACCUGGGCGAUUGCCUGCUUCGCGCCGCAGCGCACCUGUCGCGAGGACUCGCUGCGCAACUUCACCCUGCAGCUGCAGAAGAUCUCCAACGACGCGGGCAUGCCCAUCAUCGGCCAGCCGUGCUUCUGCAAGUACGCCAACGGGCCGGACCAGGUGGAGCCGAUGUUCCGCUACCUCAAGUCGACCUUCCCCGGGCUGCAGCUGGUGGUGGUGGUCCUUCCCGGGAAGACGCCGGUGUACGCCGAGGUGAAGCGCGUCGGCGACACGGUGCUGGGCAUGGCGACGCAGUGCGUCCAGGCGAAGAACGUCAACAAGACGUCGCCGCAGACGCUGUCCAAUCUCUGCUUGAAGAUCAACGUCAAGCUGGGCGGUAUUAACAACAUCCUGGUGCCCAGUAUCAGACCAAAGGUGUUCAACGAGCCGGUGAUCUUCCUCGGAGCAGAUGUCACCCACCCGCCGGCGGGCGACAACAAGAAGCCCUCGAUUGCGGCGGUGGUCGGCUCGAUGGACGGCCACCCCAGUCGGUACGCGGCGACGGUGCGCGUCCAGCAGCACCGCCAGGACAUCAUCGCCGACCUGGCGAACAUGGUCAAGGAGCUGCUGAUACAGUUCUACCGCUCCACGCGCUUCAAGCCCUACCGCAUCAUCUUCUACCGCGACGGCGUCUCCGAGGGCCAGUUCCAGCAAGUAUUAACGCACGAGCUGAUCGCCAUCCGCAAGGCCUGCAUGAACCUCGAGGACGACUACCGCCCGGGCAUCACCUUCAUCGUGGUGCAGAAGCGCCACCACACGCGCCUCUUCUGCGCCAACCACAAGGAGCAGAUCGGGAAGAGCGGCAACAUUCCGGCGGGCACCACCGUCGACGUGGGCAUCACCCACCCCACCGAGUUCGACUUUUACCUGUGCUCGCACGCCGGCAUCCAGGGCACCAGCCGGCCCUCGCACUACCACGUCCUCUGGGACGACAAUGACUUCACGGCCGAUGAGCUUCAGUGCCUGACCUAUCAACUUUGCCACACCUACGUCCGCUGCACUCGCUCGGUGUCCAUCCCGGCGCCGGCCUACUACGCCCACCUGGUGGCCUUCCGCGCCCGGUACCACCUCGUGGAGAAGGAUCAUGAUAGCGGUGAAGGCUCAAGUCACCACUCGGGCACAAACGGCGACGAGCGCACCGUCACGGCGCUGACGCGAGCCGUCACCGUGCACGCGGAAACAACCAAAGUCAUGUACUUCGCUUAA